ACAUCACGUGGUACAGAUAGCAGAAUUCAGUGAGUGGUUAAAAAUCUCUACUUUAUAUAGACAUUCAUCCUCUUUGCUUUUUAGUUGCUUUUGGAAACCAAAGCAGACGACAUCAUGGACUGCAAAGUACUUGCUGUUUUGUCUUGCAUCGGCAUUGUUGCGUGCAGCCAUCCUGAAGCUUACACGAACCGCCAGCAGCUCUAUAAUGACCUGAUGCAUAAAUACGAGAAAAACGUCCUGCCAAAUAGCGGCAACGGUAACGGCGUCAACGUAACACUUGACAUAAUGAUCCGCCGAAUCAUUGGAAUGAAUAACCACAUUCUUACGUUAGACGCAUUCAUUCCAAUACAUUGGAGGGCGGAUAAUCUGAAAUGGAAACCCGACAAAGUGGGUGGCAUAAAAAUGAUCGACAUGCCCUCUGAGAUCGUCUGGAAGCCCGACCUCGCUUAUGUUGAAGGGGAGGGAAAAACGGUUUUCAUUAAAUCCGAGGGCGCUAAUGUUAUCAUUUCCUCUGAUGGCCGCGUAUUCUGGGACGCUCCUGUGCAGACCAAGACGUUCUGUAAGCAUGGUGAACUUCACAACGGCGACGAAAUCGAUUGUCACUUGACGUUCUACUCGUGGGUUCACAGCUCAGCUACGCUCGACCUAAAGCUAGUUGCUGAUCAGAUGGACACCAGCUCCCUCGAUGUUGCUUUCAACCCUCACUGGAAGUUGGUCUCCACUCACGCCAAAGUCACCAAUAAAACAUACAGACAUUGUCCCGGAACUUAUCCCCUGGCGACAUUCACGCUUCGCCUCAGAUACGUCGCCUAAACGUUGGCAACCAAAAUCAUUAUAUUUACGCACUUCACUUACGCACCUCCUAUGUCUUAUAUCACACUGCUUUAUGAACAUCAACGUUAAAUCAGGACAACAUGUACACAUUGACAAGACAAGAUAUACUUUAACAUAGAUCUAUUAGUAACGUCAACCUUUUAUAUAUUUUUUUUUUAAAUAUUAACGGUCAUUUGCGUACAUCAACGGCCAUUUUGCAUUCAAAGCUAUAAAGAACUAUAUAAACAUCAGGUUGAUAUGUAUUAUUUAUCGUUCAUAUUUUGAAUUCUAAGGAUUAUAUCACAAGCGAGCGUAAAUGAUUAAAUUCAAAAUAUGAACGAUAACAAAUUGACAGUUUGACCUAUUUUGUCACGUGCUUCAUGCGCCCGUUAUUGAUUUUGAUCAUGUAGACCGCAUACAGGAACAAUAACGGACUUAUUCACUCCAUAAUAAUCAAGGAGUCUGGGAAUUGUAUGAGAAAUAAUUUCCAAAUUUCAAACGCAUUACCGCAAAUACAGACGGGCAAACUGUAAAUACGAACACUUCGGAGAAGAUUUAUGAAUUAUAAUAACAUGACGAUAUUGAUAUGCAGCGUAUAAUAAACUAUAGCUAUUUCUUGA
This is a messenger RNA of Mya arenaria, 1433 nucleotides long. RefSeq names its product neuronal acetylcholine receptor subunit alpha-10-like. Lineage: Eukaryota; Metazoa; Mollusca; Bivalvia; Myida; Myidae. Gene Ontology annotation, cellular component: neuron projection; membrane; synapse. Gene Ontology annotation, biological process: nervous system process; signal transduction; regulation of membrane potential. Gene Ontology annotation, molecular function: transmembrane signaling receptor activity; neurotransmitter receptor activity; extracellular ligand-gated monoatomic ion channel activity. The record is from RefSeq and is a predicted model, not a curated record. The coding region runs from base 115 to 813 and encodes 232 amino acids. The transcript is spliced from 4 exons.